CACAUGCGCACUGUGGGUCGCUGGCUGUGGUGUCACGUGCCGAGCGCGGGCCACCGCCUCCUGGGCGGGCGCUUCUUGUGGCUGUCUCGGCCGCCACCCGGGGGCCGCGGGAAGCCUGGCGGUUCCGGGCUGGAAGAGGCCCGCUUUUGGUUCGUAUCCGCCGCGAGGUAUCUAGCCUGCCAAGAUGCCAGGGCCAAGACCUCGGAAGGCCCCUAAGACCAGAGGCCAGGGUGCCGCAACUGCCAAGCAGCUGGGACUUUUUGUGGAGUUCGACACUGAGGACAUGCUCCUGGGGAUGGACGACACUGAAGAUGAGGGAGACCUGGAGGCUGAGCUGCUGGCUCUCACUGGGGAAGUGGGGAGCACAAGCAAGAAGCCAGCACCCAAGGGGCAUGCCCCCCUGCCCAUGGCCCACAUUGAGAAGUUGGCAGCAGACUGUAUGCGAGAUAUGGAGGAGGAUGGAGAGGAAGAUGAAGGGCUGGAGGAGGAUGCAGAGCUGCUGACAGAGCUGCAGGAGGUCCUGGGUGUGGAUGAAGAAACUGGGCUGCUAGAUGGCAGUGAGGCAACAAGUCCAGACUUGUCUGAGGAGAAGGCGCAGGACAACACUGAACAACCUGUAAUGCAGACAGCCUUCCAACAGGCUUUACCUGCGGCCCCUCAGGCUGGAGGGCCUCGGGGGCUGCAGGCUUUGCUGGAGGAACGGAUCCAUAACUACCAGGAGGCUGCAGCCAGUGCCAAGGAGGCUGGUGAAGCUGCCAAAGCCCGGCGCUGUGAACGAGGCCUGAAGACUUUGGAGUCCCAGCUUGCCACUGUGAGGAAAGGUGGGAAGAUCAGUGAGGAUGAGAUUCCACCUCCAGUAGCCUUGGGCAAAAGGCCCCCACCUCACCAGGAAACGGCCAACAGAAGCUCUGAGACAGACACUCUAGCUCCCUGUGCCAUGGAGCCAGGCCAUCUCUUCCAACCUGAGACCAGCCUCCCAGGUAGCUCUGCCGUUGCUGCCCUGUCUGAUGCAGACCUAGACCCACAGGCCCUGUUGUCUGCACGACAGAGAGAGUACAAAGUAGCUGCUCUCAAUGCCAAGCGGGCUGGGGAUCUAGAUCGUGCCCGGGAGCUCAUGAGGAUUGGAAAGAGAUUUGGUACUGUCCUGGAGGCCCUGGAGAAGGGGCAGCCUGUGGAUCUGAGUGGCAUGCCCCCGGCACCUGAGGAUCUGAAGGCCCUUCCACAGGCUUCUAAGGCCCCCACUGCAACCCGAGUCCUGUCCCCAGCAGUGGAGCAAGUGCAGCCAGUGAUGACUUCUGAGCUCCCAGCCACUCCAGUGGCCCCUGCAGAGCCCAAAACAGUGCUGGAUGCUUUACAGCAAAGACUGAACAAGUACCGUGAGGCAGGCAUCCAAGCCCGGGCCAGUGGGGAUGAGCGUAAGGCCAGGAUGCAUGAUCGCAUUGCAAAGCAAUAUCAGGAUGCUGUUCGAGCUCAUCGAGCAGGAAAGAAAGUUGACUUUGCUGAGUUACCUGUUCCUCCAGGAUUUCCUCCCAUUCCUGGCCUGGAGCCCAGUAAAGGUGCCGGGGAGGAUUCAAUGGCAGCAACUUUGGCAACUGCCCAAAAACUGGCCUCAGAAGAUACAGUCCUGGAAGAUGAAGAUGAGGAGAGUGACAUCCCAGCACAGGCCCCAGUGGCCAAGAAACCAGCACAGCCACUGGCCCCUUCAUCUCAUCUUCUGACUGAGCCCAAGGCCUCAAGUUCUAAGGAAUCACUGAGUCCAUCUGUUCGGGAGCAGCUGGCACUGCUGGAGGCUCGGAAACUGCAAUACCAGCGAGCAGCCCUGCAAGCCAAGCGCAAGCAGGAUCUGGAGCAGGCCAAAUCCCAUUUACGAGUGUCUAAAAGUCUUGAGGCCCAGAUCAUCCAAGCCCGAGCAGGUCAACCCAUUGACCUCUCCAAGGUGCCUUCACCCUUGACGGAUGAAGAGGGUGACUUCAUCCUCAUUCACCAUGAGGAUCUGCGACUCUCUCAGAAGGCUGAGGAGGUGUAUGUCCAGCUACAGAAAAUACUCCUGGAGCAACAUGAGAAGUGCCUGCUGUUCUCCAAGCAGUUCAUGCACCAGGGCAAUGUGGCUGAGACUACCCGGUUUGAGAAGCUUGCUCAGGACAGAAAGAAACAGCUUGAGAUCCUGCAGCUAGCUCAGGCCCAGGGCCUUGACCCUCCCAGCCACCACUUUGAGUUGAAGACGUUCCAGACUGUGAGGAUCUUCUCAGAACUCAACAGCACAGAAAUGCAUCUGAUCAUCGUCCGGGGAAUGAACCUCCCAGCCCCACCAGGAGUGACUCCUGAUGACUUGGAUGCUUUUGUACGCUUUGAGUUUCACUAUCCUAACUCGGACCAGGCUCAAAAAAGCAAAACAGCCGUGAUAAAGAAUACAAAUUCUCCAGAAUUUGAACAAGUUUUCAAAUUAAACAUCAAUCGAAAUCACCGGGGCUUUAAGAGGGUGAUCCAGAGCAAAGGAAUCAAAUUUGAGAUCUUCCACAAAGGAUCCUUUUUCAGAAGUGACAAGCUGGUUGGCACAGCACACCUGAAAUUGGAAAGACUGGAGAAUGAGUGUGAGAUCAGAGAGAUCAUGGAGGUUUUAGAUGGAAGAAAGCCUACAGGGGGCAAGCUGGAGGUUAAAGUGAGGUUGCGGGAGCCUUUGAGCAGCCAGGAUGUGCAAACGGUCACUGAGAACUGGCUGGUCCUGGAGCCCAGGGGCCUGUGAGGUGGUCAGCACUGAGAGAGAAUCAGCCAGCACUGGUAUCAGCUCACUGAUUCAGCAUUGCUGGCUGCAAGAGCCUCUGCACGUGAGAGAUGCUGCUACACAAGCACCAAAGACCCAUCGAACUAACUGCUGCCUGGCCUUUCCUCGAGCUGCCUCUCCUGGGCUUCCAUGAAAGCAGGCCAGGCAGAUCCUAGAACCUUCUCCUAUAGCCUUCCACCCCUCAGAAUGUGGGUGAAGACAAGGAUACCCAUUGCUCUGUGCCAGUCCUAUUGCCCCUUAACCUCUGCAUAGUAACGACAUACAGUUUAACCUGGCUCCCAGUUGAACCACUUCUGGAUGUGCCUUUCAAAGACUUAACUGUAAGUGACAAGACUUGAGGGUGAUCGGGACGUUCCCCGCUUAGGGAAGGGGCAGGACUCCAUGACUCCUGCUGGUCAGUGGCAGCCUGUCCCACCCAGCUGUUUCCCCCUCUGCCUGUGCCUUUGACCCUGACACCUGCUGCACUAGCCUUUCUGAUUCCCAGAGGACUUGGAACAGGAAAAGUUACUUUGGGACUAUUGGUGGGAAGGGGAAGGUUUUCUUGGUUUUUGUUCAUGUACCUAACAUGUUAACUGGGAAAAAAAGAAAAAAAAUUAAUUUUAUGUAGCCAUUUUUAUUUUAAAACUAUGUCUAAUUCAUCAUAAGAACUUUAUAUUCUAAACAGUA
This is a messenger RNA of Phodopus roborovskii (desert hamster), 3448 nucleotides long. RefSeq names its product coiled-coil and C2 domain containing 1B (gene Cc2d1b). The coding region runs from base 185 to 2743 and encodes 852 amino acids. Gene Ontology annotation, biological process: regulation of transcription by RNA polymerase II. Gene Ontology annotation, cellular component: nucleus. The record is from RefSeq and is a predicted model, not a curated record. Gene Ontology annotation, molecular function: DNA-binding transcription repressor activity, RNA polymerase II-specific; RNA polymerase II cis-regulatory region sequence-specific DNA binding. The transcript has 25 exons. NCBI's taxonomy places the organism in Eukaryota, Metazoa, Chordata, Mammalia, Rodentia, Cricetidae.